Molecule: messenger RNA, 4916 nt
Organism: Xiphophorus maculatus (southern platyfish)
Lineage: Eukaryota; Metazoa; Chordata; Actinopteri; Cyprinodontiformes; Poeciliidae
Gene: ppp1r12a
Product: protein phosphatase 1 regulatory subunit 12A
Exons: 26
Coding region: 92-3313 (1073 amino acids)
Biological process (GO): signal transduction
Cellular component (GO): cytoplasm; Z disc; A band
Molecular function (GO): protein kinase binding; enzyme inhibitor activity; phosphatase regulator activity
Source: RefSeq, a predicted model, not a curated record
CCCUUCCCACGCCCCAGUGCGCUGUGGGAUAGUGCCUCUAUAAAGUGUACCCUCUCUCGGAGCACGAUAAGAAGCCCGAGACAGGAGGGGGAUGAAGAUGGCGGACGCCAAACAGAAAAGGAAUGAACAGUUAAAGCGAUGGCUGGGCUCGGAGACGGAUCAGGAGCCUCCUGUUCUGAAAAAGAAGAAGACGAAGGUGAAGUUCGAUGAUGGCGCCGUGUUUCUGGCCGCCUGCUCAAGCGGUGAUACCGAGGAGGUGCUCCGUCUGCUUGACCGGGGCGCUGACAUCAACUACGCCAAUGUAGACGGUCUUACUGCGCUCCACCAGGCUUGCAUAGAUGACAACAUUGACAUGGUGACAUUCCUGGUGGAACACGGAGCCAGCGUCAACCAGCCUGACAAUGAGGGAUGGAUCCCCCUCCAUGCUGCAGCUUCUUGUGGAUACCUAGACAUAGCAGAGUAUCUGAUCAGCCAAGGCGCUAAUGUUGGAGUUGUGAACAGUGAGGGGGAGACGCCUCUGGACAUCGCUGAGGAGGAACCAAUGGAGGAACUUCUACAAAAUGAGAUUAACCGACAAGGGUUGGACAUAGAGGCUGCCCGAAAAGAGGAGGAGCGCAUCAUGCUGAGAGAUGCCCGGCAAUGGCUGAACAGCGGUCAGAUUCAAGACACCAGGCACGCGAAGUCGGGAGGAACGGCGCUCCAUGUAGCCGCUGCCAAAGGAUACGUGGAGGUUUUAAAGCUUUUAAUCCAAGCAGGUUAUGACAUAAAUAUUAAGGACUAUGAUGGCUGGACGCCUCUCCACGCAGCGGCACACUGGGGCAAAGAGGAGGCGUGUAGAAUACUCGUGGAGAAUCUGUGCAACAUGGAGCUUGUUAAUAAAAUGGGCCAGACGGCUUUUGAUGUAGCUGAUGAAGAUGUUCUGGGAUAUUUAGAAGAGCUACAAAAGAAACAAAACCUGCUGAUGAGGGAGAAGAAGGAUGCUAAAAAGUCUCCUUUGAUUGAGGUGACAACCACAGGGGACAACAACCAAUCACUGAAACCACUCAAAAGCAAAGAAACGCUGCUUCUGGAGCCGGAAAAGACUGCGCCGCGCAUCGAGACCUUAGAACCGGAGAAGGUGGACGAAGAGGAAGAGGGGAAGAAGGACGAAUCAAGCUGCUCGAGUGAGGAGGAGGAGGAGGAAGAUUCAGAGUCUGAAACUGAAGCAGACAAGAGCAAGCCUCCAGCAGUGGUGACCAGCAGCACAACGACAACUACGACCCCAGCCACCGUCAGCACGUCGUCUCCAACGAGUCCAACAAAUCAGGUGACGACGCCCACUUCACCAGUUAAGAAGGUCGUUCAGCCUGCCGGAAAAGUCUCAACCAAAGUGGAGGAGGACAGGAAGGACGAGUCUCCGGCUUCGUGGCGUUUGGGUUUGAGGAAGACAGGCAGCUACGGCGCGCUCUCUGAGAUCACAGCCACAAAGGAAGCUCAGAGGGAAAAGGACACUACAGGCGUGAUGCGGUCGGCCUCCAGCCCUCGCCUCACCUCAUCCCUGGACAACAAAGAAAAAGAAAAGGAGAAAGACAAAGGAACCCGACUUGCGUAUGUGGCCCCAACCGUCCCCAGGAGACUUGCCAGUACUUCAGACAUCGACGAGAAGGAAAACAGGGACUCUACAGCUCUGAUACGUAGCGGCUCAUACACCCGGCGACGCUGGGACGACGACCUGAAGAACAGCGAAGGAAGCUCCUCCACCAACCGGACCUCCAGCUACCAGCGCAGCACGUCCCAUACUCUAGCGCUGGGGCGGAGCGGCAGCACGCGGGACGUGCCAGCCAAGUCUUCGUCAACCUCCAGCUUGGAUCCUAACACCUGUAAUACUAAACCCUGGCAGCCACCCUCCUCCCACUACCCGUCCUACAGCAUUUACCGCAGCGGCUCUUUCGGCAGAAGACACGAGGACCUGAGCUCCUCCACCUCCUCCACAGCCACCACCACCUCCUCGUCUGUUACCUCGCCCACUGGCCACCGCGGCCUCCUCUCCAGCCUGGGGUCCUCUUCCACCCGAACUGGCUUCACCAGUCUCACCAGCAGGUACUGGUCAGAGGAGAGUGCAGAGAGGGAAAAGGAGAAGGAAAAGGACUCGGCUGCUGUUAUACCCACUAUAAAUACUGGCUCUACCACAACCACCACGUCUACCACUACCACCACCGCCAUAUCCACCACUACUGCCCUCACUGGCAUCGGCACCGGCCCAGAACGACGCAGGUCGUACCUGACACCGGUGCGAGACGAGGAGUCGGAGUCUCAGAGGAAAGCUCGAUCUAGACAGGCCCGGCAGUCGAGGCGCUCCACCCAGGGUGUGACUCUUACUGACCUGCAAGAGGCUGAAAAAACAAUUGGCAGGAGUCGUCCCCAAAAGACCCGCGAAGAGGAGAAGGAGGAGAAAGAGAAGCAAGACAAGGAGAAACAGGAGGAGAAGAAGGAGACGGAGACCAAGGAGGAUGAUUACCGAUCGAAGUACCGGAGCUUUGAAGAGCGUUAUCGGUCUGCGUCUUCGUCCUCCUCCUCUUCCAUUUCCACCGUCAGCACUGCCUCCACUGCUCCCUACUCCAGCUCUUCUUUGUCCUCUGGGUCCAGCGCCCUCAACAGGCCCAACAGUCUGACAGGGAUCACCUCAUCUUACAGCAGGUCCUCUCGAGACACAGAAAAAGAAUCAGACCAAAAGGAUGAGGAGAAGGAAGGGGAGGACAAGUCUCAGCCCCGCUCCAUACGGGAUCGCAGGCGGCCCCGGGAGAAGAGACGCUCCACUGGGGUGUCCUUCUGGACUCAAGAUGGUGGAGAUGAUGACCCUGAGCAGCAGUCGGACUCUGAGGAGGGCAGCACCAGGGGAGAACCGCAGAGUGACAGAUUGUCCAGAAAUGAGAGCACUUCAUAUUUAGAUCGCAACGAUGCUCUUUUUAGCCGUAGUUAUGGUGAGAGUCGAAGGCCGUACUCCAGCCGACUGGAUAGAGACGACACCACCGACUACAAAAAGCUCUAUGAGCAGAUCUUAGCUGAGAACGAGAAGCUGAAGGCCCAGUUACGCGACACUGACCUGGAGUUGACAGACUUGAAGUUACAGCUAGAGAAAGCUACACAGAGGCAGGAACGCUACGCUGACCGAUCCCAGCUUGAGAUGGAGAAAAGGGAAAGAAGAGCUCUAGAAAGGAAGAUUUCUGAGAUGGAGGAGGAACUCAAGAUGCUCCCAGACUUGAAAGCAGACAACCAGAGACUAAAGGACGAGAACGGAGCGCUCAUUCGAGUCAUUAGCAAGCUUUCCAAGUAGAAACCAACCCCCCCGCCCCACCCUGCCCUGCCCGGUCUUCUGCACCCGCUAGUCCCCAUGGCAGCGACUAAUGGAAUUGCACAUUUAGAUAUUAAUUGCAACAGACAUCAGAGACGAGACUCCUCCUUUUGCUUUCUGUUCCUUCCGGCUCUCCCUUUUUGCUCCUUCACCACCACCACCACUGCAGCAUCCAUCCAUCCGUUCAUCCAUCCUCCUCGGCUGUGGUUCUCUCGAUUGGUGUGGCUGCUGCUCUGACAGAAGUGCUGAGUUUACAGAGCAAAAAGGAAGGAAGGGUUGUGUGAGAGCAAUGUGGGCGGGGAAGCCUGAAAACUAUUUAACCAAUAAGCCUUAGUUGUACAUAAAAAGAAAAAAAACACUUGCAUUGAUCUCCUCUCUCAGCUAUCACUGAAGAACAGAUAUUAUCCUUCACCUGAUUUUUACUUGUGCCACAUUCUUUUUGUUGCUGUUUUUUUAAAUUUUUGCUUCCUUUUCCUCUAAACGUGUUGUGUGCUGUGCGGUUCCCACAUUCACUCCUCCAUCUUUUUUUUUUUUUUUUUUUUAAGAGCUAUUUCUGCCUGACAACUGCUCCCUGUGGCUUCUCUCACCUAAUUUAUCCUGAUUAUUUGUUUUCCUCCCCUCUCUUAAGCACACACCUUCGCCCCUCCCCCCGUCCUCGUCCCCCGUCCUCGUCCCUCUCUGCGUCUUCCUCCAAGAGGGAGACAUUCGAAUUCUCGCAGAUCUGGUGGAGUUUAAGCUUUCACUGUAUGUGCAAUAUGCAUUUUUUUUUCUCUUCGCUUUCUUCUUAAAAAUGCUUUAAUGAGUCCAUCACAAGUAGGAUUUUCACUCCUGACGCUUCAAUCUCUCUCUCUCUCUGCUCCUUUUUUUCUUUUUAUUUUAAGUUUGUAGUCGGUUUAUACUCUGUAUUUCUCACUUUGUUUUAGCAGGUACUGAGUGAUUCUGUAAAUACCUGUAUGUAUUUUGUUUGAGAGCAGCACAUGGCAUGCGUUUAUGGAUCCUGUCUGUUACUAUUAAAAGUAUACAAAUUCUUUUUUUUUCCUCCCCUUUUUUUUGUUUUUGUUUUUUGGUUCACAUCAUGGUGAAAUUUAAAGAGUAAUCGCUUCACUACAUUUCACUUUCAUUGUAUUCAGUAUCUUGGACGAGUGCUGUUAAUUUUGUUUCCCAUUCUUUUAAAAAAGCUGUAGUAUUAUAGGCAAGGUAUUGUCACUAAAAUAAAAUGUUUGAAAAAAAAAAAAUAAAAUAAAAGGAUAUCUUAGAUAUUGCUAACCCAGUCCUUUCUACAACGUCUACAUGCACUGUCAAUGCCAUGUGAGGAGUCUUGUGAGGUUGAAGCGAAACGCCACCAUCAGCUGUUCCACUCAACAUUUUAUGCAUUUCAGUGGCCUUUUAAGGAAGUUUUAGUCCAAUAAGUUUAAAGAAGGAUCACUGCAGAUGGACUGAUUGCUGUCUGCUCUGGCAUAGGCUUUUUUCCCCCUUUUUUUCUGUCAUAUUGUAAAAUAGGUGUGUGGCUUAAUACAUGCAAACUGUGCUGUGACUACCAACCACUGAAGAGUUAAUUAAAAAUAAACUUGUACAUUUUAAAGUU